Messenger RNA from Dothidotthia symphoricarpi CBS 119687, 891 nucleotides. RefSeq lists its product as uncharacterized. Bases 1 to 891 code for a protein of 296 amino acids. Lineage: Eukaryota; Fungi; Ascomycota; Dothideomycetes; Pleosporales; Dothidotthiaceae. The transcript has a single exon. The record is from RefSeq and is a predicted model, not a curated record.
AUGAAGUCCUACUCCGCUGCCGUUGCCCUUGCUGGCUUCGUCUCUUCCGUCGCUGCCCACGGUUACAUCAGCUCGCCCUCUCCCCGUCUCCCCGGCGAUGGCCUCAAGGCUGCUUGCGGCGAGCAGGUCUACAACCAGCAAAACUCUGACCACUACGGCAACGUUCAGGGUUCUCUUCAGAACCUGCAGGGCUCCCACCCCGACUGCCGCAUGUGGCAGUGCAAGGGUAUUCCGUUCGCUGACGCUACCGAUGUUCACUCUUACACCGCUGGCCAGAACAUCCCCGUGGUUGUUGAGAUCCAUGCUCCCCACAACGGUGUUGCCAACGUCUCCAUCGUCAAGACCAGCACUGACACCGUUAUCGGCGAGCCCCUCAUCAGCUGGGACGAGUAUGCCAUGACCUCGUCGCCCAUGUCUGACCACCCCGACUGGACCAACUUCAACAUCACCAUGCCCGAUGUCAGCUCCGAGUGCGCUACCGCCGGUGACUGUGUUAUCCAGUGGUACUGGGACGCAGCCUCCAUCGACCAGACCUACGAGGCCUGCAUUGACUUCACCAUGGGUGGCUCCGGCGAGACCACGCCUUCCUCCUCUGCCUCGGCCUCUGCCUCGGCCUCUGCUGCUCCUGUCUCCUCCAAGGCCGCUGUCUCCUCUGCUGCUGCCUCCGCCACCCCUACUCCUACUGCCGCCGCCUCCGCCUCCGCCACCCCCACCGCCGUCGAGGCCGUCUCUACCCCCACUGCGUCCGCUGAGGCUGGCUCUGCUCUCCCCAAGGAGUUCACCCUUGAGGAGUUCAUCUCAUGGCUCCAGUCCAACGCUGGCUCUGACAUCGCCUCCAAGCUCCGCCGCAUGGUGAGCGCUCGCUCCCACGCCCGUGCUUUCCGCGUUUAA